AUAGACAGCAUAUUUUAAAAGAAAGGAUAAACGAUUAUUAUUGUCACGCUUAGGAUAUUAUGAGAUACGCAAAAACGUCUUCAGAUUUAUAGCUUAAGCAUUGUGACGUAACAGUUGGUUUGUCAUUGGUUACAGAAAUGAUUGACAGUAAUAGAAGGACGUUUGCUACUGAACUGUGAUGUGUCGAGUAUCUUACUACUAUACCAUGUAGAAAAUGUAAAACAGAUAGGAUGCUAGAACGCGACCAUCAAGUGAAAUUAAAGCGGCCAAAUGUAUAUCCUUAUGCAAGACAUAAAUGGGUUAAUGACUUAAUUGCGAAAGUACAAGCUAAAAAGAAAGAAGCAGUAUGCAAGGAAGGACAAAAAGACAGAAAGAACAGGCUGCCUUUCAUCACUGGAGAACACACAGUCAAGAACAGAUAUCCAAGUUCGAAGUGGCAAACAGAAAACCAGGUUCGAUACAAAGUACUCGACUUCUCCCGUACCCCUCGAGACAGUCAGCCGUUCCUUGUCACCACUCUAGAUGACAGAUAUCAUAAUCCACAUUCAAAACAGAUAUUUCACAUCAAAAGAAUUAACAAUAAGCCUGUGUGCAGUGUUAAUACAUGGAGUAACUAUCCAAAUGAAAUGGAAAAGAAGACACAAAAUAAAACUAUUUAUAAUUCAUCUUUUGAACAACGAACUCCUGAUGUCAGAGUCUUGAUCAAAAACCAAGAUAAACAUGUUUUGGCACAAGGAAUCGUUCCCUUUGAUCAACCUGAAGACAAGUACGAUGUGAAGGAAGAAAUGUUUCUACCCAUCUGUGAUACCACAAGAAUACCAUCAGCGCCGAAUCCUCACAGAUAUUUGUUAAGGAAGAAAAAGAUACCAGCUCCACAUCAGCCCAUGGGAAUAUUUUACCCUGAGAGUCCACAGCCAGAUCUACCACCCGAAAGACCACAAACACAAUGUGACAAAGUCAGUAUCUCCACGCUAUGUGGUCAAGAAUUUACUAGAAGGAAAUAUAUUCCACAACCAAGGGGGAAUUUUGUGCCAGGUGCAUUUGAUGGUGGUGCACCACAGAUACAGACACAAAAGUUCAAUGAAAGGUUUCUACCACUGGUGCGAGUUGGGCCUAUUAUUUGAUGUCAUUUGCACAGAUUUUAUUACAUUUCUUAUUUAAAUAAUCAUAGGAACAUAUUUUUUAUUUGUAUAU
This is a messenger RNA of Mytilus trossulus (common blue mussel), 1194 nucleotides long. RefSeq lists its product as uncharacterized. The transcript is spliced from 8 exons. Lineage: Eukaryota; Metazoa; Mollusca; Bivalvia; Mytilida; Mytilidae. The record is from RefSeq and is a predicted model, not a curated record. Bases 231 to 1124 code for a protein of 297 amino acids.